GCAGCCUGUGCACGGACACGGAGGAGCGCCUGGUGGAAUACCUGCUGGACCCCGCGCGCUACAACAAGCUGAUCCGCCCGGCCACCAACGGCUCGCAGCUCGUCACCGUGCAGCUCAUGGUGUCACUGGCGCAGCUCAUCAGCGUGCACGAGCGGGAGCAGAUCAUGACCACCAACGUGUGGCUGACCCAGGAGUGGGAGGACUAUCGCCUCACCUGGAAGCCGGAGGACUUUGACAACAUGAAGAAGGUCCGCCUGCCCUCCAAGCACAUCUGGCUGCCUGAUGUGGUACUCUACAACAACGCCGACGGGAUGUACGAGGUCUCCUUCUACUCCAACGCGGUGAUCUCCUACGACGGCAGCAUCUUCUGGCUGCCGCCCGCCAUCUACAAGAGCGCGUGCAAGAUCGAGGUGAAGCACUUCCCCUUCGACCAGCAGAACUGCACCAUGAAGUUCCGCUCCUGGACCUACGACCGCACCGAGAUCGACCUGGUGCUGAAGAGCGAGGUGGCCAGCCUGGACGACUUCACGCCCAGCGGCGAGUGGGACAUCGUGGCGCUGCCGGGACGGCGCAACGAGAACCCGGACGACUCCACCUACGUGGACAUCACCUACGACUUCAUCAUCCGGCGCAAGCCGCUCUUCUACACCAUCAACCUCAUCAUCCCCUGCAUCCUCAUCACCUCCCUGGCCAUCCUCGUCUUCUACCUCCCCUCCGACUGCGGCGAGAAGAUGACGCUCUGCAUCUCCGUCCUGCUCGCCCUCACCGUCUUCCUGCUGCUCAUCUCCAAGAUCGUGCCGCCCACCUCGCUGGACGUGCCGCUGGUGGGCAAGUACCUCAUGUUCACCAUGGUGCUGGUGACCUUCUCCAUCGUCACCAGCGUCUGCGUCCUCAACGUGCACCACCGCUCUCCCACCACGCACACCAUGCCCCCCUGGGUGCGCACCCUCUUCCUCCGCAAGCUCCCGGCGCUGCUCUUCAUGAAGCAGCCGCAGCAGAACUGCGCCCGGCAACGCCUGCGCCAGCGCCGGCAAACCCAGGAGCGCGCCGCCGCCGCCACGCUCUUCCUCCGGGCCGGUGCCCGCACCUGCGCCUGUUAUGCCAACCCCGGGGCUGCCAAGGCCGAGGGGCUCAACGGCUACCGGGAGCGGCAGGGGCAGGUGCCGGACCCCCCGGCCCCGUGCGGCUGCGGGCUGGAGGAGGCGGUGGAGGGCGUGCGCUUCAUCGCAGACCACAUGCGGAGCGAGGACGACGACCAGAGCGUGAGCGAGGACUGGAAGUACGUGGCCAUGGUCAUCGACCGCCUCUUCUUGUGGAUCUUCGUCUUCGUCUGCGUCUUUGGCACCGUCGGCAUGUUCCUGCAGCCCCUCUUCCAGAACUACGCCACCAACUCCCUGCUGCAGCUCGGCCAGGGCACCCCCACCUCCAAAUAGCGCCGGGGGCAAUGGGGGCGGGGGGGACCAGAGGGGAGGGUGGGCUUUGUGCUCUCACCCCACAGCGGAGCCGGGCGGGCAGGGCCUGGGGCAGCCACUGCAAACCAAUAAAUACUCACACAGGAGCGGCCGCUUCG
Molecule: messenger RNA, 1570 nt
Organism: Numida meleagris (helmeted guineafowl)
Lineage: Eukaryota; Metazoa; Chordata; Aves; Galliformes; Numididae
Gene: CHRNB2
Product: cholinergic receptor nicotinic beta 2 subunit
Biological process (GO): chemical synaptic transmission; signal transduction; nervous system process
Cellular component (GO): neuron projection; postsynaptic membrane; synapse
Molecular function (GO): transmembrane signaling receptor activity; acetylcholine-gated monoatomic cation-selective channel activity
Source: RefSeq, a predicted model, not a curated record